AUGAGGUACACAAACCAUCUGAGGAAUUCGAUCAAACACAUCCAAAAGAUCAUCUCACAGGAUCAAAAUGUCGUCAACGUUGAUCGAUAUCGCGUCUCGAUAAAAGCGGGCAAUGGUGGCACCGGAUUAGCUAGGUACAACGGCGUUGGUGGCAGUGGAGGUAAUGUGUAUUUCGUCACUCGUCCCGACAUGGCGUUCACCGCGUUUCCUACAGCGAAAGCAUUCAAAAAUGGAAAGAUGGUCGCCAAAGCGGAAAAUGGACUGCCGAGCAUUCAAACGAGACUCAAUGGAGAAAAGGGAAAUGACUUGGUGCUACCAAUUCCUUUGGGCGUGGAAAUCGUUGAAGAGGAGCGAAAUCUUUUACUUGCAAGACCCCAUCGAGUGCAUCAACGGAUAUUAAUUGCUCGUGGAGGCGAAGGAGGGCAUUCGGGAAAUGGUUUUAUACCUCAGAAAGGCGAACAAGUCGCUGUGACGGUACAUCUGAAAUUACGACCAAACAUUGGACUUGUUGGGUUCCCGAAUGCUGGAAAAUCAACUCUUUUGCAAGCAUUUCUGCCAAGGAAAUCGGUCAAGAUUGCGCCAUAUCCGUUUACUACCUUGAAACCACAGAUUGGUUUUUGGAGUCCAAAUAAGGUCAUUCCUGAGGAAGAGGAGCCUUUCACAUUGACAUUAGCAGAUUUGCCAGGGCUAAUCGAGGGUGCUUCGCAAAAUCGCGGAAAGGGAUAUCAGUUUUUGAAACAUCUCGAAUACUGUGGGAUACUGCUCCUGGUUAUCGACGUAAAUGGAUUUCAAUUGAAGAAUUCUCUAGAAGAACCAUUCAGGAAUGCUCUUGAAACGAUUGCCCUCCUCAACAUUGAGCUUGAAAGUUACGAUAAGCGAAUAACGAGGAAACCGGCGGUGGUGUUUGUAAAUAAGUUGGAUAUUGCAAAAGAUAUUGAGGGUGCACAUCGACUUCGGGAUACAUUACGAGAGACAAAUUGGUGGAAAGAUUUACCAAAGGAUUUACAACCGAAGCUCCCUUUGACUUUCGAUGGAGUGGUGCUCGCGUCUGCUAAAAACGGUGAUAUUGAUGAGUUGAAAAAUCUACUGACUCGAAUACACAAAAAUUCGUUGAUUCGAGAUAUUCCUGAGGAUUUACUUUCUAAACCAACGAAAUAUCUAGUU
This is a messenger RNA of Mesorhabditis belari, 1164 nucleotides long. Lineage: Eukaryota; Metazoa; Nematoda; Chromadorea; Rhabditida; Rhabditidae. The record is from the annotation of a GenBank genome assembly.